This is a messenger RNA of Hydra vulgaris (swiftwater hydra), 2111 nucleotides long. Its product is annotated as vesicular inhibitory amino acid transporter. Gene Ontology annotation, molecular function: L-amino acid transmembrane transporter activity. NCBI's taxonomy places the organism in Eukaryota, Metazoa, Cnidaria, Hydrozoa, Anthoathecata, Hydridae. The record is from RefSeq and is a predicted model, not a curated record. Gene Ontology annotation, biological process: amino acid transmembrane transport. Gene Ontology annotation, cellular component: vacuolar membrane.
AAAACCUGAUUGCCGGUUUUUUAAUAUCGGUAAAAAAUUUCAAUCUUUACCUUCGUUAGAAGUUAUGUUUUUUCUAGAAUAUGAAUUCACUAGUUGUGUGGGCAAAUCAGUUUGUCUUACUACUAUUAAUUAUGCGCAACUCGUCAUAACUGUUGCGUCGCUCUCAUCAGCGGUUACUUGUUGGUAAAGUUGCUUUAAUCGAGCCUUUAAGAACGAGCCUAUGAUGUUCAAGCUUAGCUCGUUUCGAGCCGAACAUGAACGAGUUCUUGUCGAGCCGAUCACCGAGCCGUUAACAAACACGAGCCAGGAUUUACAGCCCAAGCUCCAAUACAACUUGACGGUACCCUUACAACUUGAAUACGACUUGACGGUACCCUUGCCAUGUUGUCUCUCUUAUAAAAUAGAAGAGAACAGAACAGAACCAUUGAGAACUUUAAAAAACUCUACCAACGCGUAAAAAAGUCUAACAACAAAUAAGUGUACCAGAAUGGAUACGCAGCAUGUUGGUACCAAUCAUACAGAUGAAGUUACUGAGCGAACGCCUUUGAUCGUUACAAGAGGUACCAAUUUUUCAUACUCUGGACAAAGAUCUGAUUCUUUAAUAUCGUCUAGCUCGCAUUUAUCUACAACCACAACAUAUAGCAAGUUCAGCCUUGUUGAUGAUAGAAAUGAACCUAAUGAUAUAAAGGUUUCUGUUUUGCUUCCUUCUCUUUGGCACAGCCAUCGCGAAAGUACACGUUCAAUAUUUGAAUCUUUUCAAGCACAAAACAGCCUGCCGCAAGUGACGCAAUCGUUUACAAAAACAGAAAACUUUUCUAAUAAGUUUUCUUCAGAUAGAGGUGCGUCCGCUUUACUUGCAAUGUGGAAUAUACUACCUUUAGCUAGUUCAGUUUUUAGUCUGCCAUAUUGCGUUGCAAUAGGUGGUUAUAUUGUUCUUCCAUUAAUUUUUGUAAUAAGCAUAAUGGCCGAUGCCACAGGUAUAUUAUUGGUUGAUUGUAUGUAUGAGCAGUCGGAAAAUAAUAAAGAGCGCAGAAAGGUACAUUCAAACUACGUUGAUAUUGCUCGAAGUGCUUGGGGAAAAGUUGGUGCAAAAUUCAUGAAUAUUGUUUUAGUAUUUUAUUUGUAUACUGGUUGCGUUUUAAAUAUUUUGUUAAUUGGAAAAAGUAUAUAUGAUGUUCUUCAACCCCACACAAGCCUCUCAUUUACAGCACUCACAAUCAUAUUCUCUGCAUCAGUAUAUCCUACAUUAUUUGUUAGAAAGAUAUCUUUACUAUCUUAUUUAAGCAUGGCAGGAUUUACGUCUCUGUUUGUUGCUGUAAUUGCCAUAAUGGUUGCUUUCUUAGUAGAAGCUGGUACUUGGAGCAUUCAUAUGAAAGAAAUUCCAGCAAUUAAUUUCAAAGGAUUGCCUUUAGCUAUAAGUAUAAUUACACUUACUUGCGUUGUGCAUACAGUACUCCCAAAAAUAGAAUCCAGUAUGAAAGACUGUACUAAAAUCAAUAAAGUUCUUCACCAGUCUUUUGCAGUAACAGCAGGUCUUAAAUUUUUUAUUGCUUCUUUUGGUUCUUUUACAUACGGUUUAUUUACACAAAGCAUUGUUACUUUAAAUGUUGCAUUAGAUAACGAAUUUGCUCAUAUAACUUGUGCUUUGGCUUUACUUGUUUAUGCUGUUUUAAAUUAUCCAAUGGGAAUGUUUAUUGUAAGCGAAUUUGUUGAUAGUCUUACUGAAAAAACAGUUAUAGAAAAAAAAUAUUUUUAUUUAUGGAUCGCAGUUUCACGUUUUAUAUUGGUUUCUGGUACAGUCGCGAUAGCUGUUUUUGUUCCACAUUUUGCAAUUAUAUUAGCAUUAAGAGGAAGUUUGAUUGGAACAUCUUUAGUUUACAUUUUUCCUUGUUAUUUUCAUCUGAAGCUUAAGUGGAAAAAUCUCUCCGUUACACAACGAUCAUGGGACUUCUUACUUUUAUUUACGGGGAUUCUCUUUGGAGUAACUGGUUUUUAUGCUUCUGUAAACAGAUUAAUUGCUCUUAUAAAGAACUAAAAAAAAAUUGUUUUUUAUUUUUGUGUUACAAUGUAUAAAAAAUGAUAAAGUAAAAGGUAUAACAAUUUAAAAAAUA